AUGCUUCACUUUAGCUUUUGCGCCCUUGUUGUCCUUGUUGCUUCUGGCAUUACCCAUGCCGCUGGCCAGGACGUGUCGCUCAUGAGCACUCAAGACUUCCUUGCCCAGCACCCUCAGAUCGCCGUCGGCCGCGAGGCCCUUGACAAGGCGCGCGAGAACUUUGACGACGCCCUCACCUUUACCGCCGUCGACAAGCCCGCCGUCAAUGUGAUUGUCGUGCAGGCUUUUGCCGCGGGCGCCGACGCCGAGGACUUCAACGCCGCCCUGUACACCGUGGCGCUGAUUGGCGACGACAAGGCCGAAAAGGACUACUCCGAGCUCAGCGGCCAGCACAAAUCCCUCAUGAGCCCGGAGGAGCGCGUCGCGCCGCAGGUUUGCAAGCGUCAGCCGAUCGACGACCUCUUCAAGCGGGCGUCGGGCUGCAAUCAGUUUUGCGGAACUGUGCGCGACUGCACGCGCGACCGACGCUGCCCAUCUUGCUACUAUGUCCGCGGCAACUGUCGCUGGCAGAAGUGGUGCCGCCCUAGAGCUGGCCUGUAA
Molecule: messenger RNA, 540 nt
Organism: Akanthomyces muscarius
Lineage: Eukaryota; Fungi; Ascomycota; Sordariomycetes; Hypocreales; Cordycipitaceae
Exons: 1
Coding region: 1-540 (179 amino acids)
Source: RefSeq, a predicted model, not a curated record